UAAAAAUUCAAAAACAAAUAGCCCUAAAGAAACCUCGAAAGAGCCUAUGAAGUUCUGUCCAUGUCCUAAAACCUUGCAACGCCCACCAUGCUUCCCUCACGCGAUCUGCUUCACGUGGUCUCAGCCACAGUCCCAUUAUACGUGACCAUGAUCUUAGCCUACGUCUCUGUCAAAUGGUGGAAACUCUUCACUCCAGAUCAAUGCUCUGGCAUCAACAAGUUCGUGGCCAAGUUCUCUGUUCCUCUCUUGUCCUUUCAAGUCGUCUCUUCCUACAAUCUCUACAGGAUAAGCCUCAAGCUCAUUUACGCCGAGUUUCUUCAGAAGUUUCUUGCCCUUCUUGCCGUAUCAGCUUUCGCUAAGAUCAGCGCACGAGGAGGUUUGAGAUGUGUCAUUACUGGUUUUUCAUUGUCCACGCUUCCUAACACUUUGAUCCUGGGGAUUCCUCUCCUGACUGCCAUGUAUAGGGAUCAAGUUUCUAUCCUUGCCCAGAUUAUUGUGUUGCAGAGCGUGGUCUGGUACAACUUGCUCUUGUUUCUUUAUGAGUUCGAUGCCGCAAAUACCAUGUCUCUUGCUACUCCUCCGAUAUCACCACAAGCCUCAGAAGAAACAGAGCCUGCUGAGGAAGAACAAUCUAAAGAAGAAGAAGAAGAGGAAGAAGAAGGCGGAAGAAGAAAGAAAAGGAAGAUCUUGCUCGUUCUCUCAACAGUGGGGAAGAAGUUAAUCACCAAUCCUAACACCUACGGAACUUUAGCAGGUUUGAUUUGGGCAGCCGUACACUUUAGGUGGGGAAUACAUAUGCCUUCCGUUGUUAAGCAAUCAAUAGUCAUAUUGUCUAAUGGAGGUCUUGGUAUGGCAAUGUUCAGCUUGGGUUUAUUCAUGGCAUCACAAUCUAGCGUUAUAGCUUGCGGGACAAAGAUGGCAGUGGUGACAAUGGCACUGAAAUUCCUUAUGGGGCCCGCCCUGAUGGCCUUAGCCUCUGUCGCCGUAGGAUUAAGAGAUACGUUGUUGAAAGCAGCAAUAGUUCAAGCUGCUCUACCUCAAGGAAUUGUUCCCUUUGUGUUUGCCCAAGAGUAUAACGUGCAUCCAGCUCUUUUAAGCACUGGGGUUAUUCUGGGGAUGCUCAUUUCUUUACCCAUAGCUCUGGCCUACUAUUUCCUCUUAGCCUUGUGAAUUCAGAAAGGCUAAACAAUACUAGACUUUGUAGUUUAGUGAAUUGGUGAGGAACUACACAGUGGAAUACACCAAGACUGGCAGAGUUCGGAGUUUUUUUUUUUUUUUAAACUGUUUUGCUUAGUUCGUAGGAUGUAUCUAUGUACAUACCACACAAGGAGAUACAUAGAAAUUAACGAAAAAGCAAAUGAAAUACGUACAAUGAUUUCCUCUCUAUCUCUACCUCUCUGUAAUCCCACCAGACUCAAAAUUUGUGCUCUGUUUGCUUUGAUUUAGUAGCUCGUUCAUUUUGAAGAGGAUCAUGUUUAUGAAGAUAUCUAGUCUCAGCACCAGCUCUGCAGAAGCAAAUCAGCUAUUUGCAGUCAUUUCUUAAAUUCAAUCCGCGAUUUCCUCUACAUUGUUGUCAAUAAUACAUACU
Prosopis cineraria is the source of this 1588-nucleotide messenger RNA. Its product is annotated as auxin efflux carrier component 8. Gene Ontology annotation, molecular function: auxin efflux transmembrane transporter activity. NCBI's taxonomy places the organism in Eukaryota, Viridiplantae, Streptophyta, Magnoliopsida, Fabales, Fabaceae. The coding region runs from base 88 to 1170 and encodes 360 amino acids. Gene Ontology annotation, cellular component: plasma membrane; endoplasmic reticulum. The transcript has 6 exons. The record is from RefSeq and is a predicted model, not a curated record. Gene Ontology annotation, biological process: auxin export across the plasma membrane; auxin polar transport.